Messenger RNA from Styela clava, 4076 nucleotides. RefSeq names its product armadillo repeat-containing protein 3-like. Lineage: Eukaryota; Metazoa; Chordata; Ascidiacea; Stolidobranchia; Styelidae. The record is from RefSeq and is a predicted model, not a curated record. Gene Ontology annotation, molecular function: protein binding.
UGUUCUUAUUCCGUUCCCCUUGUUCUCGGAUUUGGAUUUUAAGGAGAUGUUAAGUGCCGCCAAGGCGGCAAAUUGGUAAUUAUUUUAAGUGUGUAAUUACGUAGUACAAAAUCAAGAUAACAGAUAAAAAGCCAAAAUGGGAAAGAAGGUUAAAAAGGAAGCAACACCUCCUCCGAAAGAUGUGUUCGAUUCUCUUACGAUUGAAAGUAAAAAGACUGGGACAGUUGUUUUAAUGUUGAAGUCAGAUGAAGAAGAAGUUCUAACAAAAGCUUGUGAAGCUGUAUAUAAAUUUGCUGAUAAAUGUGAUGAAAACAAAUUAAUGUUGCUUGAACUUGGAGCCAUUGAUCCGAUUAUAAACUUGAUCACACACGAAGAUCGUGUUGUACGAAGAUAUGCAGUGAUGUCAUUUGGAGUAUUAGCAGGCCAUGCUGAGGUCAGGCAAUAUCUUAGAAAAACAAAAAGUAUUGAAGGAGCUGUGCAACUACUGGGUGAUGAAGAUGACGUUUGCAAUGAAUUUGCAAGUUUAUUUCUUGCUCACAUGUCCAACGAAUAUAUCAGUAAAUUAGCAAUAUACAAAAAUGAAGGAUUGGAACCUCUCAUUAAUCUAUUGGAAUCACCUGAUCCAGAUGUGCAAAAAAACUCAGCGCAAGCUAUCUGCAAUCUUGUGCAAGAUUUCCAAAUUCGUGCAGCCAUCCGAGAUCUUGGUGGAAUUCCUCCGUUAUUAGAAUUUUUAAAAUCAGAAUAUGCCAUUAUUCAAGAAUUAGCAUUGACUACUUUGGCUGCAGUAACACAAGAUGCUGAUACCAGAGUUGUAUUGAGAGAAAAUGAAGGACUUGAAAAAUUGAUUGAAUUUUUAAAUCACAAGGAAUUUGAGGAUCUGCAUGUUCACGGACUUCAAGUUUUAGGAAAUUGCUUAGAAGAUACAGAAGCAUUGGAUGAAUUUCGCAAUUCUGGAGGAAUGGAAAAAUUAUUAUUAUUCACAACAGAAUCUGCAGCUCCAGAAGUUCAAGCUUUUUCUGCCAGAGCAAUGGCAAGAGCUGCCAAAAAUGUUGAAAAUGCUAAAAUUCUGCAUGAACAAGAAGUAGAAAAAACGUUAAUAACAUUGAGUGGAUCUGACAACGACACAGUUAAGAUCGCAGCAUGCCAAGCAAUUUGUACUUUGUCAGACAACCUUGCUGCUAGAGACACUUUUGGAAAAUCAGAAGGAAUUCCACCUCUCAUCAACUUAUUACAGAGUGAAUCAGCCGAUGUAAAGGAGGCAGCAACUCUUGCUCUUGCCAACUUGACUUUGAAUCACAAAAAUAACUGCAUGGAAAUUAUUUCUUCGGGCGGAAUCGAGAUAUUGAUUGGUCUACUCAACUUUAACAAAGAAGCCGUUGUAGUCAAUUCAUUGACAUGUCUCAUCAAUAUGUCACAUGAUGAGCAGUUAAGAACCGAUAUUCAGAAAAGAGGAUUGAUUGCGUCUUUAACUGAGCCUCUCAAGUCUGACAGCAUAAAAAUUCAAAGUAAAGCAGCUCAAGCGAUCGCAUCUUUUGUUACGGGAUCUGAAUCUAGAGCAGAGUUGAGAAAAUAUGGUGGUUUGGAACCCCUGGUUCGUCAUUUGAGAUCAGGAGAUGCUCAAUUAAGAAGAGAUGCAUCAUGGGCAAUCUUAUCAAGCUGUGUUGAUACGCCUACUGCUACCGCUAUUUCCAAUUUGGGUGCACUGGAGAUUCUUCAGCAGAUUAACAGUUCUGAACAAAGAAGAAACAAUUUUAGUCUUGCAGCUCUCGAUAAAUUACUCGAUUCCAAUCUUCCGGCAAAAUAUAGUUUGACAGGGAAAUUAUCUUCACAUAAUAUCAUAUCAGAUGGAUUCUAUGACGCAGGAAUGUUGCGCCCGGAUGCAAAAUUUUUGCCAUUGGAAGAAAUAGCAAAAGAAGAAUUGAACCAGAGGCGUCCUAUUUUACUUGUUAAUUGUAAACCACCGGAACCAAAAACAUCUGAAGAAGAAGAUAUGGACUCUUUAUCAGAGCGCUCGGAGAUUCUAUUAUACGAAGUCGGUGGUAUACCCCCUAUUGAGGUUCACUCACCAAGUGGGCAAGAACAGCGAAAAGCAAGUCUGCCGAGUCCGCUUAAUUCUCCAAGAAAUGAAUCGUUGGCGAGCCUCAAACCCACCCAGGAUGAAAGUUCUGAAAAGAGAGUCAGUUCAAAAGCAUCACUCACACGAAGAAUGAAAAAGAAAGACAAAGAAGCACAAGCAAGAGAAGAAGCAGAAAGAUUGGCAGCUGAAAAACAAGAUAACGUCUAUCGUCCUCCCGUGGAUACAGCAUUGCAAGGAUAUAUUGAUGAUGUGAAUAAAUUCAUUGCACCUAUGCCAACAAUGAGAGAACAGAUUGUCGCAUUGGCCCAGUAUGUAGUCGAAAAAAUGGGAGGCGAAGUGGAAAAAGGAAAGAUGAUGGAUUUUAGUUGGGAACUUCACAUUUCAGAAUUAAAGUUCGAUUCAAAAUCAAAUAUUAUUUCGAUAGGAAAAAUCAAUAAAGGCAUUUUUUAUCACAGAGCUCUUUUAUUCAAAGUUCUUGCGGACAGAAUAGCAGUACCAUGUUCUCUUGUACAGGGAGAAUAUAACAGAGCAUGGAAUGAAGUUAUGGUUUCUUCUGAAGAAGUUGGAACCAAUUUUCCACCUUUUAAAUAUAUAGUUGAUUUAAUGCACGAGGCAGGCAGGCUGAUUCGUGCAGACUCACCAGCGGCAGUUAGAUAUCAAUCUUUGUAAUGACCAAAUAAAAAGUCACCGUUUUAAGAUUGUGAAGGGAUUAUAAUUAUAAUAAUUCUACUUAUAAUAUGCAGCACACUUCAUAGCAACCUUGAACAAUAUCACUAGUUCAAUAUGAUACGAUAAGUGUUAAAAGUGUAUGCAGAAUUUUCGGACCAGACUCGAUGCCUCCUGAUAGUUAGAUAUCAAUCUUUGUAAUCGCCAAGUUAAGGUCUUGCUAAAUAAAGAAAGGUUGGGAGGGAUGAAUAUUUUAAUAUUUAUACUCAUGAUAUUCAACACAUUUCAUGGUAACUUUUACAUAAAUAACCAAAUUUACUAGUUCAAUACCAUCCCCUCGAAUCAGCGUCACAAAAAACUUGAUAAUUUAUUCACUCUUUUGUAAUACUGAAAAUGAUUUUCGUUUUCUCUAAAGUGUAAAUUUACCAUUCUAAACUAAAUACAUCAAAUUUGUCCACUUUCACUGAAAAAUUGUUUUCUUGGACAUGAAAUUUAUUUGUGACAAAGAGAAUAUGCAAAAAUUGCGGUCAAAGUUCUGCUUUUCUGAUCAUAUUGUGUUUCUAUAGUGUUCACAAGAGACCGAAAAACUCAUCAAACUUGAUGACUUUCGAGUUUCUGAAAAAAAAAUUCGACUUAUACUAUCGUCAUUAAAAGUAUGAAAUUUCGACUCCAGCGAACUCGAAAUUUCAACUCUGACUGCAACUUCCGAUUUGGAUUUCACAAAAUUUAACCCUUUGUUCAUACUAAUUUUACAUUAUGUAUAGGUAAUACUUUGGAAUUGAGUAAUUUUUUGAGCUGUUCGCCCUUUUAUAACUGUGACAAACGUUUUUUAAGCAUGGCGCAUACGAGCCUGCAUAUAAAGUAGUAUUCAUUGUGCAUGAAAAUCAGUUAAUGUAUUUAGUCUAUGAAUGAUCAUUUUUGAAGCACCAUCUCACUAACAUAUUCAAAUCCUAAAAAGCUGUUACUCGAUUUUACUCUGACGAAAUUUUAUUUAUCAUUUAUAUUGUGCUCAAACAGUAAUAGACAAUAUUUCAAUUAUAGGCGCUUACAGUAAAUAUCCAAUACUGUAUUUCAAAAUUCUAUGUGUGAAGAUAUUUAUUAUAGUCUGGUUUUUCAUAAAGUGCUCUUUAAAUUUGUUCUUCAAAGUUCAGAAAAAAUUUGAUUUAUAUUGGAUAGAAUUUUUCACCUCGGGAAAUGCUGAUAAAUUUGCUUAGUCCAUGUCUUUCAAAAAAUAGAAUAAUUGUCUUCAUUAUUGCUACAGAAUCAUUAUCCGCAUAAAUCUUCACCAGCGCGAAAGCAUAGAAGAAGAAUACAUACUUAUUCUUGCAAAAAA